GGAAAGUUUUAUUUACUUUUUUUAAAGUUUUAAAAAACUUUAUUAGCGAUUAACUUCCUAAUAUUUCUCAAAGCUAAAUGGAAGAAGAAGAAGUGAUCUUAGUUAAAACACCAUUAGAUAGUGUCCAAACUACAUUUAAACAUGACAUUAUUAAAGAAGUCUUAAAAACAAAGUUUAAUAACCCUAAAAAUAAAAUAGCAGAUGACGUUAUUGAAUUAGUAUCGGAAAUAGCGAAAAUUUUAGUCACUGAAGCUGCCGUUAGAUCAAUUAAACAAGCCAAAGCAGAGUGUCGUAAUGCAGUAACAUUAGAACAUGUCGAAACAAUUUUACCACAACUGAUAUUGGAUUUUCCAUAAUUGUUACUUAUUUAUUAUAAGUUCGAUUUUAUUGGUAUUUUAUUAUCAGCAUUCUUGUAAUUUAAAUAAACUAUAAAUAUGCAA
Phyllotreta striolata is the source of this 440-nucleotide messenger RNA. NCBI's taxonomy places the organism in Eukaryota, Metazoa, Arthropoda, Insecta, Coleoptera, Chrysomelidae. The record is from the annotation of a GenBank genome assembly.